UCCUCACGGGCCCGGCAUGAAGAUGGAUGCCGUCUCUGUCCACUCUGUGCUGAGCCUUCUUUUUAUUUACCUCUCCUUUCUCCUGGAUGUCUCUGUGGCAGAUGACUGUCCUGUGUCAUUAAUGCCGACCAUCGAGCCCCCUCAUCUGGUUGUGGAGUACAGAGGCCCAGCCUCGGCCAUCUGCACCACUAACCAAUCUGUGGAUGAUAUGAACUGGGAGGCAAGUGAUGGGGUGAAGAGGAAGAUUGACGAGCAGAGCAUGGUCUGGAGUGUCUCUAGCAUUCUGUGGUCACUUGGAAAUGGAGUACAAUGCUACACCAACAGUGAUGCUGGGCAGUGUCUGCAGCAUCUACCCAUCACCAUUUACAAAACUCCUGACAGUGUAACAGCUGAGCUCGUGAACAAUCCAGGCGGUCCCUUGCUUGAGGGUCAUCAGUACACCCUGGAGUGUAAGGUCAAGAGUGUUGCCCCAGUCCGAAACCUCUCCGUCAUCUUGCAGAAAGAAGACCAGGUGGUGGCACAGACAAGCUACACACAGUUCUCCUCCUCUGUUGAGGGGGAAGAAUCCGAAGACGUCAAUGUUACAGCUACGUUCCCCAUCACGGCUUCCAUGGACGACAAUGCUGCAGGCUACCGCUGUGCCGCCAAACUGGACCUGUUGGACGCAAUUGAACCCAUUCCUGACUCCGUGUCCAAUAUUACCCAGCUGGAAGUACUCUACGAACCCAGAAUGCUGAACGUCACCGGCAAUGUGACCGUCAAGGCGGGCGACAAGCUGAUGUUAGCAUGUCGUGCUAAUGCUAACCCCGCACCGUCCUAUCAGUGGAAGCACAACGGAGCGGCCCUGGCCAAUCAGAAAAGCAAUACCCUGCAGCUGGAUGCGAUUGGAGAAGCCAAUGGGGGUGUCUAUGAGUGCACGGCCACAAACACACAGGGAGAAGUCUCGGCUCGGAUGACUGUGACUGUGAAAAUCCAGGGUGAGUGAGCGCAUGCACAAUCUUGAUUUGACCACUAGGGACAACAUUCUGGUAACAAAAAAUAAUUUUAUCCCUGUGUUUUAUCAAUUGGUAAUUAGCU
Engraulis encrasicolus (European anchovy) is the source of this 1077-nucleotide messenger RNA. Its product is annotated as hemicentin-2-like. The transcript is spliced from 4 exons. The coding region runs from base 17 to 985 and encodes 322 amino acids. Gene Ontology annotation, biological process: cell adhesion. NCBI's taxonomy places the organism in Eukaryota, Metazoa, Chordata, Actinopteri, Clupeiformes, Engraulidae. The record is from RefSeq and is a predicted model, not a curated record. Gene Ontology annotation, molecular function: integrin binding.